AGAACAUCCUGCUCACUUCACCCUCCUGGAUCUACGUAAAUGUGUAUCUAGAUUUCAGGCCUGAAAGAAAAGCCAUUCAGUGAGGCGAGGGACAAGCUCUAAUCGAUUUGAAGUGAUCGGUGAUGGAGAGUCGUCGUUGUAGUCCACAAAUAAUUCGUACUUGGUGGAAUGAUCUGGUGAAGUUUGGUUUCAAAACACUUCCCUCUGAGGAGAGCAGUGCUCUGGCACCCACUUCCAACCCAAAUCAGGCCAAAAGUGUGGAAGAUUUUGUCGCUUAUGAUCCUUAUUCAGGAGAGUUGGGCGAUUUGGAACACACUGUAGUGGACGAAUUACCUUGUGGUUACAAGACCAUUCGUUUGGAAGACGAAACCAUUUUGGAAGGAACAUGGAGAAAAGGUUUGCGAGAAGGCAAAGGUCUGAUCCGAGGAGGAUAUCUACAAAUAGGGCCCCAAAUCCAAGCCAUCACGGGCAUUUAUCGCCAUGGCGUCCUUCAAGGGCUUGGGAAAGUGUUUCUUGAAUCUGGCAUCUGUCUCGAAGGCCAAUUUCGCCAAGGAUUUCUCCAUGGCCCAGUGUGUGGGUACAAUCCUCGAGGGUCUUUGGUCUUUGUUGGAUGUUUUGAUGGAGGAAGGCCAAUUGGCAUAGCCUGGAAAUGGCUUGAAGGGGAUGGUUUUCUCUAUGGACGACUGGAUCGAUCAGGCGAGUUUACGGGGAGUAACAUUGCUUAUCUCUAUCCUGAUCUGGUGACUUGUUUGAUUGGUGAGUUUGCCAAUGGUCAACUGGUUCAAGGACGAGAGUCCAAGAUUCAAGAUGCUCAUAUGCAUAAGGAGCUCCUAAAAUUGCGUUUCCAUGAACCACGUGGUCCCACAUUCAUGCUUUGGAAGUCUACUCUAACAGAGAUCCGGGUUCCUCCGCUCCAAGAAGAUCUUUACGAAAAGAAAUACGUCGAAGUCCGCGAUUCUCAAUUACCCGGAGCAGGGGACGGCCUUUUCGCCAAGGUGCCACUAACUCAAGGUGCCACUGUGGCCUUUUACAAUGGGAUCCGAGUCAGACCCAAUGACACGCCUCCAUUCCAAUCUCGUGAUUACGAAAUCUACGUUGACUGGAACAAACCCGGUUCCAAGUCAGAUUACAUGGAUCUGCCACCAGAAUUUAUCUCCAUAGAAAACUACCGAGCCUCUCUGGGGCACAAGAUCAACCAUUCGUUUGCCCCAAAUUGUGCCUGGGACGUUGUUGAGCAUCCGGUGUUCGGACGAAUACCCAGAAUAGUUACUUUGAGGGACAUUGAGCCCAAUGAGGAACUGACCUGCCAUUACAAGAUUGAUAUGGAGGAGGCUGUUCUUCGUGACAAUUUGGCCUGGUAUGUGGCUCAAUGGGGGAAAUUAUCUCAAUCUAUGCAGGACACGCAAAAAAUGUCUGAAGAGUGAACUAAUAUCUUACUUCCUUUUUUCCGUAAGUCUUUAAACCCCACCAUUUGUGUUUUGCACAUAUCAAACAAAAUUCUUUAAGACAACCUCAAAUCUUGAAAAAAGUAUGCUUCAAUUGCAUUGACUAAUGGUGACUGAUAUCCAAAAUGAAUAGCAUUUAUUGUUCCAUGAAUGUUCUUCGUCUUUGAAAUACAACUUGCACGCUCUUAA
Tigriopus californicus is the source of this 1634-nucleotide messenger RNA. Its product is annotated as histone-lysine N-methyltransferase SETD7-like. The transcript has 2 exons. Gene Ontology annotation, molecular function: protein binding. Lineage: Eukaryota; Metazoa; Arthropoda; Copepoda; Harpacticoida; Harpacticidae. The record is from RefSeq and is a predicted model, not a curated record. Bases 123 to 1424 code for a protein of 433 amino acids.